Xyrauchen texanus (razorback sucker) is the source of this 3967-nucleotide messenger RNA. Its product is annotated as GDNF family receptor alpha-1-like. The record is from RefSeq and is a predicted model, not a curated record. Gene Ontology annotation, biological process: nervous system development. Gene Ontology annotation, molecular function: signaling receptor activity. The transcript is spliced from 9 exons. Gene Ontology annotation, cellular component: signaling receptor complex; external side of plasma membrane. Lineage: Eukaryota; Metazoa; Chordata; Actinopteri; Cypriniformes; Catostomidae. The coding region runs from base 603 to 2045 and encodes 480 amino acids.
UGGACAUUCUUUCUUAUUAAGGGGUGGAACUGUUAAUUAAAGAUCUUAAUGGUGCUAAUCGGCGAAUAUUCACUUUUCAGUUGAGCCGAAAGGAUCGACCUUCACCAGAAAUACGAGCACAUGCGCAAUACCUUAAACAGCGUCAACGCAGAGAUCAGUGUGCGUACGUCGGACUUCGGAGCGCACAUUGUCGGCCAAACGAGCGCACAACAGCACUCUGGCAUCAAAUGUGCAAUAACUGACUUGAACUUUUAAUAGUUUCUGGAAAUGAUCACGUUAUCUUAAGAAAACAAAUAAGCGUUCUAUUGAACCAAUGCUGAAGACAUGAUAAAGGAGACAUUUAGAGGUUGAACUUUACGCACAGACUUGUCGUGAUUUCAUCCUAUUUUUCUCUGUGUCAGUGGUGUUUUUAUUCUCUUCUCGUGUGGUGGGUCCAUCAGUGAAGCUCUGAGCGCUUGUUGGAGUGCCGAAUCUGACCGGAUGUGUACAGUAUAUGAUGUCUGAUCACUUGUUCCUCACUAGCGCGCAGCUGACGCGCAAUGGAUUUAUCGGGAAAUUUGUUAUAGGCUAUAUCGCAUUUAACCGAUUUAUCUGCUCUAUGAAUGCAUCUGAAUAAAGCGACGAUGAUAUUCGUAACUUUUUGGAUAAUGCUGCCUUUCCUUGAUUUAAUGCACUUCUCGCAGGCAUAUGUGAUCGCACAGUCUCGAUCGGUUCGGCUGGACUGCGUCAGGGCUCAUGAACAGUGUUUGGGGAAGUACGGCUGCAGCACCAAGUACCGAACCAUGAGACAGUGCGUGGCCGGAAGAGCGAGUAACUUCACCAUGCUGGCUGAACCCGAGGCACAGGAUGAGUGCCGAAACGCAAUAGAGUCCAUGAAACAAAGUCCUCUGUACGAGUGCAAGUGCAGGAGAGGAAUGAAGAAAGAGAAGAAUUGUCUGCGGAUCUUCUGGAGUAUAUACCAGAGUUUACAUGCCAAUGAUUUGUUGGAGGAUUCGCCAUAUGAGCCAGUAAACAGCCGUCUGUCUGAUAUUUUCCGUCUGGCUCCCAUAAUAUCAGGUGAGGCGGCCUUUACCAAGGACAACAACUGCCUGAACGCCGCCAAGGCCUGUAACCUGAAUGACACGUGUAAGAAGUACCGCUCCUCCUACAUCAACCCCUGCACGAGCAGAGUCUCUACUACUGAGGUGUGUAACAAGCGCAAGUGCCACAAGGCCCUGCGGCAGUUCUUUGACAAGGUGCCGCCGAAGCACAGUUAUGGGAUGCUGUUUUGCUCCUGCCCUUCUGGGGAUCAUUCAGCUUGCUCCGAACGUAGACGUCAGACCAUUGUUCCUGCAUGCUCCUAUGAGGACAAGGAAAAACCCAACUGUCUCUCCUUGCAAGCCUCCUGCAAGACUAACUACAUUUGCAGAUCUCGUUUAGCUGACUUCCUCACAAACUGUCAACCUGAGACUCGCUCCAUUUCAGGGUGUCUGAAGGAAAACUAUGCCAACUGUCUGCUGGCAUAUUCAGGCCUCAUAGGUACAGUGAUGACUCCUAACUACCUGCGUGCCCCCGGCAUCAGCGUGUCACCUUGGUGUGACUGUAGCAGCAGCGGGAACGGAAAAGCAGAAUGUGACAAGUUCACAGAAUUCUUCACCAACAAUCGUUGCCUCCGCAAUGCCAUCCAGGCGUUUGGUAAUGGGACAGAUGUUGGGGUGUGGCAACCCCAGCCACCCAUCAUGUCCACACCCCCUGAUCCCUACACUCCUCUGAGAGGGCGGGACAGGACGGCCAAUGCACUGGAUGACUCAACACACACCAAUGGCCUGGACACAAAUGCAGACCGUCUCUACAGCUUCUGUGGAAGUCUGCAGGCUCAGAAACUGAAAAGUAACGUCACUCCGGAUGCACUUUGUGUGGAUCCAUUGCUGAAUGACCCUAGUAGCUUUAAUGCAAUUUCUCGGAGCUCAACUAGUGCUGUCUGCUCGUUGGAUUUGACUGCGAUUCUGCUCUGUCUGGCCUUCAUUCUUCAGUUUGGGCAGCUUAUAGACCCACAGACAUUAUAACCACUCACUGAUCAAACCUUCUGGACUGCUACUGCUGCCUCUGUACCAUACAAAAAUGUUGUAUUUAAGUUUUUUCUGCAAGUGGUGCUGUGUGGUGUUCGGUAUGAUUCAACUUUUUUUGGUCCACCUGCUUUUCUUUCUUACUGAUCAGAGAUAAUCGACAAACAUGGACAUAUUACUCAUGGACAUAUUAAUCUGGAUUACUUCUGUUGACAGAAUGCAAAAACUUGUGUGGCGCAUUGUGUCUAAGGUUGGACGGUUGAGAAUAUGGAACUGCAUGGAGAUGUGAGAACUGACAAUGAAAGGCUGACUACAAUAUGACCCCUGUAUACUAGGGAGCUGCUGUUAUGGAUUUGCCACAGGAACACCUGCAAACUCCAACUUGCUCUAACAGUGUCAAGCAGCGUACAAUCUUUUUUGAAGACUUAUCAGCAGAACCUGCUGCUCCUGUCGCUUUUAGGACCUACAAACCGUUUCCCCUCGAAGUGGCACUGAUGUCCUGCUGUGGCUCCUGCUUAGGUGAUAUGGUAUGGAAUAUGAACAUCAGGAUAGACAGGACACGUUAUCAAAACACAGAUGCAUCAUCUUUUUCCCUUUUUAUUUUUUUUUUUAAGAGUUUGAAGACUCCCUUGAAUUUGUAAAUGUCUCGUCUAUUCUAGUUCACGUCCUCUGCAGUGAAACAUGAUCUAAAGAUGACAGUUGAGCACCAAUUUUCUUAUUUGAGGAACUUUUGGACUUGCCAUUCAUUUUGGAUUGUUACUUGUAAAUAUCUUAUUUGUUUCAAGUAAAGGAAUGUUCCAGGUUCAAAGAAAGUUCAAUUCAAUUGAGAGCAUUUGUGAGCAUGUUGAUUACCAAAAAAAUUUUUUUUAAAAAAGACUCCCACGUUCAUUCAAAAAGAAAAAAAAGGAGGAAACACGUACUUGAAGGCACUUACAACAGCAGCGAAUGGGGUCAGUCCAUAAACAUUUAAACACACACUGUUUCAAAAGUAUAGCCACAAGAAGUAAAAAUUGUAUCUGUUACCAUUAUUUUAGUGAGAGAAAAAAAUUACAAAAUGUAUCUGUUUUAAAUUAUAUUGUAUCUGCUAUACAUUGCCAUGAUUAACCCUGUAAUCUGGGAAACAUCACAAUGCCCCUAAAUCCCUGAUUUUAUCACACUAAAAUCAUGUUAAUAUAAAUAAUGUGGCUAUACCUUUGAAACAUUGUGUAUGAAACUGUCCUGAUCCACUUGUAAGUUUCUAAAUGAAACAGCAAUUUUUUUGUUUUUAUUUUGUUAUAAAAUUAGGGAUGAGUCAAUAAAUUUUUUGUCAUAAUCAACAUUAUGCCACAGAUGAUGUCUAUUGCGCUUAAGUUGUAUUGAACCUGGAAUCUUCCUUUAAAGUUUAUAUGGCCUAAUCUGUUGUGUAAAAUAUGACUUGGGUCUUAACAGUGAACUGAGUACAUGGGUUGAUAUUGCAGUCCAUUAUACUGUAUGUAAAUUGUUCUGUACAUUCAGUGAGAAUGGUUUCUUUUUCUCAUUUAAAGGAAGUGCUCUCCAAGUAAUUUCUGCAUUGUUGUUGUACUGGUUAUAUAUAUAUACACAUAUAGCACCGGGCUCUAAGACAUGCAAGAGCAAAGUAAAACUAACAUUAAACAAACUAAAGAAGUCCUUUUAAGUUCUGUCCUGUUUAUAACAUUUUCAUUUAAAAUUUUAGGAGUGUGAAUGUAGGUUUGUGACGACUAUAACUGAAACACACUUUGUAUUCUUGUUACCAAAACCAGCCACAUAGUGGCUGUCUGCUUCAUACUGAUUAUUAGCCUCAUUCAAUUUGCUGUGCCAGUAGGUCUUUCAAGCUACAAAACACUUUACAACAUCAAACUUGACAUACAAAAAGACAUUAAAAAGUUCUCCUGGUUUACUGAGGUGUUGUCAGUUUGAUUGCU